UGUUCGGGGAUCGGUGGUGCUGACUGAAGCCGCUUGCCUUUGCUCUCCGUCCUCGGCGGGCUGGUGCAGGGAGGGGCCAGCAUGGCGCGGCCGCCGCCACCCCCUUCUUCUCCUUCUCCCGGACCGCAUUGGUAGCAGCCAGGCUUUUCCCUUCCUUCCUUCCUUCCUUCCUUCCUUCCUUCUGUCGUCGUCAGCGCCGCCAUCGUCCUCCGCUCCCGGUGGCUGGGCACCGUCCCUUGGGUGCUAUGGCCGCGGAAGUAGCCGGCCCCCCAGGCCUCCUCGUCCUCGGGCUCUUCCCGCCGCUUCUUUUGCUUCUCGGGGCGCCGGACUCGUCAAGCGGAGAACUGAGAUCCCCGGCGGCGUCGGGGGUGGAAUCGCUGCUGGAGGAGUUCCGCCGCCAGCUCCAGCUCGAGCGGGAUCCCUCCGAGCUGGAGGAAGUGGCCGGACGCUGCCGAGGAAGAGGGACUGAAGGACCCGCCGGCACCGGCGGGAGUUUCUUCUCGGUCAGGUCCGACUCCAUCAUCCGCACCAAGGACUCCAUCGCGGCGGGGGCCACGUUCCUGGGCUCUCCGGGCUCGGUGGACAGUCCCAGGCAUUGCCUGGAUGCCUGCUGCGCCGAUGCCCUCUGCACCCUCGCCGUCUUGCAGCAGCAGCAGCCGGCCUCGGUCCGCUGCUAUCUCUUCAACUGCACCUACCGCGGCCGCGCGGUCUGUGUCUUCUCCCCUCAGCGCGGCUACAACAGCUACUUCCUGGAACCCACCCGCCACUCUUCGGCUUUGGAAACUGAUGAGCCUCCUCUUAGCAAGGCAGGAGAAGAUAUUAUUCUUCAACUACCUGUUGACUGGGUUAUUCUGGAUGGCAGAGAAAGUGUGGAUGACCAUGGAAUCAUACGAUAUGAGUGGACAUUACUUCAAGGUGCAUCUUCCGUUGAUAUGCAGGUACCUCAGCCAGGAACACUGAAGCUCUCUCAUAUGCCAGAAGGGAAAUACACACUACAGCUGACCGUGACUGACACAGCUGGCCAAAGGAGUUCAGAUAACGUCUCAGUGACAGUACUUCCAAUGAUUCAUUCUGAAUUAGGUUGCAUUGGCAAAUGUUCCCGAUACCAGUUCCUCUGUGAUGACGGCUGCUGCAUUGACAUCACUUAUGCUUGUGAUGGAGAGAACCACUGCCCCGAUGGGUCAGAUGAAGCUUUUUGCCAUAAAUAUAAUUCAGGACAGAAUGCAAUAACUCACAUAGACACUAUUCAACAAAAUUCAGUUGAAUUAAUGAAAAAAGCCAACAAGGAUCUUACGUUUGAAAUCACCCAAACAAGUACACUAAGCAGUCAAGUACUUGAACCAGAGAAAAUCAAACAAUCACCCUCUCAGGGACUAAAGAAACACGUUACAGGGUUUAUACCAGAGCAGUGCUUGCUCCCCCUAGCCACUGGUUCGUGCAACAGACACCUCUCUCGCUGGCAUUUUGAUGCUUUUUCAGGCACUUGCAUGCAUUUCAUCUAUGGUGGUUGCAAAGGCAAUGAAAACAACUUUCUUCAAGAAUCUGAUUGUCUUGCUGAAUGUGUAAAAGUUCAUGAUUUUAGAAUCUCAGGGAAAGACACAGAUAAGAAUGACAAUGGUAUUGUGAGCUUGAAGAGAACUCAGAUUGAAAAGAGCCUUCCAGUCCCAGAAACAGGUGCUGUACUUCCACUGGCUUUGGGGUUAGCCAUCACUGCUUUGCUGCUGCUCAUGGUCGCUUGCCGUUUGCGUUUAGUCCGGCAGAAAUUAAAGAAAGCGCGCCCCACUACAUCUGAGGAGUCAGAUUACCUCAUAAAUGGAAUGUAUCUCUAGAGCAAGAUUCAGGAUACUCUUUUUUGCUAUCAAGCUUUCUCACAAAAGUGUGCCUCUUGCAUCUCACAAACUGUGUUACCAAAAUCAGCCGUUUCCCCAAAAUUUUCUUUCAAGGCCUGACAGAUGAACACCAUUGAUUUUCAAAUUUGGUAGCUUGGAAGAUGUGUGGAUUUCAACUCCUGGAGUUUCCCAACCAGCAUGGAAUUCCAGGAGUUGACAUCUAGUCAAAUGCUAAGGUUAAGAAAUACUGAUGUACAGUGGUAAUGGCAUGUGGUAUCUUUCACCAACAUGGUGUUCUCCAGGUAUUUUGAUCUACGAUGCUUUUCAUCCCCAAGCCAACAAGAGGCUCUAGUAUGGAAUAAUUUUAAGAAUAGCCUAUGAUGGAGGUAUGAGCUAAUGCAAUUUAUCUGUUGCAAUCCCACCAAAACAAAAUCAUAUUACUGGUGAACAAGUGCAAUGCCACUACAGCUUAAAAUACUUUUAGCGUACAAACGAUUUUCUUUUAAACUUAUCCUCUUUGCACUCUUUAGCCAUCUCUGUUUUGCGAACUGAUUUUGUGUGGUGAUAAAAUUCAAUUUGAAACACUGGAAGCUAGUGGUUGAUCCAUGCUCCUGGCAAUAGCAUGAUGUCCUGUUGCAGUGGUCCACAUCACAGCAGAUACUGACACAGCAGUCACAUCUAAUCCAAAUAUGUAUUUUUGUUAGAGCUUUGACUCAUUAUAGGGAAUUACUUUCCAAACUUGUAGAGCUCGCUUUUCUUUUAAUGUGACAUUAUGAUCUAGUCAAAGUAUUUUCCCAUGAAAAAUUGCACUUGGAAUAUAUAAAUGGAGACUUGGAAUUCACGCUUCAGCUUCCUUUUCUACAAUGAAAGCAGGCAGACACUAUAUACCUAAAAGCAUUCUAUUGGUUUCCAUAGGUUGGGGGUCAGAGGAUGCAAGAGAGAUUACAUGAUGGAAAUGAUGUACUGUGCAUCACAUAUAACAUGUUGCGUGAUAAAAAUGACACAAUUUGCAUCCUGUGUGCGAUGUCAUUACACCUGAAAAAUCAUUUUGACUUCUAUUGAAUGGCUAUGAAGUAACCCAUUCCUCUUAAUGAACUAGGAAAUCAGGCAUACAGUUCUCAUUAUGUCACAUGACUGUUCUGACAUCCACGGUACUUUGCCUUGUUCCUCAGUGCAGCCAGGUUCUGCUCGAUUGUAAUCAGACAGUACUAGAUCAUCUAUGAAAACUGCAGUCUCAAAUUAUGCAUUGGAAACCUUUUGUUUGCAGUGGAGCACCAAUUUUAGUUUCUCCUUUAUCUCUGAGGAAGGCACGACAGUUUCACCGUAUUACUUAAAUUAGCUACUCUAUUUUAAUCUUCCAAUGUUGGAGAUAAAUAUAACCUUAGGCUUAUAUUUCUUUCUCCUUACAGCUUUUCAAUCUUUUCUAUUUUCAUUUCUGCCUUUUUCAAAACACUUUAAGAAUAUCUGUAACUUUAAUCUUCAGAGUACACAGGCAUGUGAAUUAAGCACUGUAUGCAUCCACAAUUCUUUAAAGCAGCUAUAUGUAAGCUCAUGGGAAGCUGCAAAGGAAGCAUGCAUGUUUUAAAGAGUUGCAGAUAAAUCCUUUAUUCAAUGCUUUUGCUUACUCCAAAGCACCUUAUUGGAACUGAACCUGAAGCGCUGCACAUUCCUAAUUAAAAGUAGCAGUACAAAUAAGCCAUCAAUAAAUGAGCAGUACAAUAUAGCCAUCAUUUCAAAUAAGUUAAUAA
Molecule: messenger RNA, 3577 nt
Organism: Pseudonaja textilis
Lineage: Eukaryota; Metazoa; Chordata; Lepidosauria; Squamata; Elapidae
Gene: LRP11
Product: LDL receptor related protein 11
Molecular function (GO): protein binding; serine-type endopeptidase inhibitor activity
Source: RefSeq, a predicted model, not a curated record